AUGACUGUCAACGUUACCUGGAAGACGCCUGUGCCAACCGUGCCUGACGCAACCUUCGUCGUCGUCGAUAACAUCGCUCUGAGCGCGACCGAGGACAACGUGCGCGACUUUUUCGCCUUCUGCGGCACUAUCCAGUCGCUGGAGCUCCAGAAGACCGAGCGCGGCACGCAGGUUGGUCUGAUAAAGUUCGCGACCGCUGACUCGGCAAAGACAUCCUUGCUGCUGUCCAAUGCACUCAUCAACUACGAGGCCAUUACUGUGGCUCCGCUGUUCCCUGAGACAAACCCUGAGACGCCGCCCAACGAGGCCGUAGCUCGCAGCACCGAGCCGGCCCCCGCCCAGCCAUCUUCGACGGGCAAGCCCGCUCUCUACAUUGUCCAUGAGCUCCUGGCCGCUGGCUAUGUUCUGGGCGAGCAAGUCAUCGCGCGUGCGAUCACCGAGCGCUCGCAGCAGCAGGCCAGGUCGCUUGACUCGCAGUACAAGCUGACCGACUACUUGCAGCAGUGGGACAACAAGUUCAAUCUGACCAAGCGUGCAACCGACGCAUACAACAAGCUGCAGAGCCAUCCGACCGGCCAGAGGGCGAGGGAGAUUGCGGAGCGGAAGCGCGCUGAUGGGUCGCCGCUGUUUGGGAAGAUUCCCAUUCCGCCGGCGCCGGCUGCAGGCCCAUCCAACACCAGCCCAGCUGCCGGUGGUCUGGCUGCAGGUCCUGUUAACCCUCCGCCUCCUGCUACCCCCAGCGAGAAGGAGGGCACGCCUGCCAGCAACGCUGCAUCGCUUGACUGA
Linderina pennispora is the source of this 786-nucleotide messenger RNA. RefSeq lists its product as uncharacterized. The transcript has 3 exons. NCBI's taxonomy places the organism in Eukaryota, Fungi, Kickxellomycota, Kickxellomycetes, Kickxellales, Kickxellaceae. The coding region runs from base 1 to 786 and encodes 261 amino acids. The record is from RefSeq and is a predicted model, not a curated record. Gene Ontology annotation, molecular function: RNA binding.